AUGGCGACCGGCGCAAUGCUAUUUGCGGCAGGCCUGGCGUACCUGUGCACUGGCGUCAUCGCUGCACCGGCUCUGCCACAACCUCAGAUUCCCCUUGCAGCUGGUGCCAUCGAGCAGCACCCGCUGGGUGAUACACCACCAUCACCACCGCCAAUAACAGCACAGAAGAAGACCGCCCAGUCCAGAAAGCUGCAUGGCCGGUUCCUGCAUAUCACAGACUUCCAUCCUGAUGAGUUUUACAAAGUUCACACCUCCACAGCAGCAGGUUAUGCCUGCCACAGCGGGAAAGGCCCAGCCGGCACCUACGGCGCCGAGACCUCGGACUGCGACACGCCCAUCUCACUCGUCAAUGCCACCUUUGACUGGAUAAUAUCCUCCAAGCUCCGCGACGAGAUCGAUUUCGUCAUCUGGACCGGCGACAGCGCCCGCCAUGACUCUGAUGAGGACAUCCCACGAUCGCCUGCUCAGGUGCUCGGCACGAACCGAUUGCUGGCCAACAAGUUCGCCGAGACUUUUUCCGACGACAAGGGGGCCAAUGUGCCAGUCAUCCCUACCUUUGGCAACAACGACAUCCUGCCGCACAAUGUCCUCAUGCCCGGGCCCAACAAGUGGCUGAGGUACUACACCGACAUCUGGCGUCAUUUCAUCCCCGAGGAGCAACGCCACAGCUUUGAGUUUGGCGGCUGGUUCUACGUCGAGGUCAUUCCGAACAAGCUUGCCGUCUUCAGUUUGAACACUCUGUACUUCUUCGACAGAAAUGCAGGCGUCGAUGAUUGCGUAAAGCCAUCGGAGCCUGGCUUUAAGCACAUGGAGUGGCUCAGGGUCCAGCUGCAGUUCAUGAGGGACCGUGGCAUGAAAGCCAUCCUCAUGGGCCACGUUCCACCAGCUCGCACUGACAGCAAGAUGCUCUGGGAUGAGACUUGCUGGCAGAAAUACACUCUUUGGCUGAAGCAGUACCGCGACGUGGUCAUCACUGGUGUCUACGGCCACAUGAACAUUGACCACUUCGUUCUCAUGGACACGAAUGAGAUUGACAUCCGCCCGGCCGGGGUGGAGUCUGAAGACGAGGUGGAGUCUGAAGACGAGGAAGUCACUGUUCGGGAGAAUAUGGAUGACGAGCUUUCAGUGCAGUCAGCCACCGACUAUCUCGAGGAAUUGCGUGAAGGGUGGGCGAAGUUAACAAAGCCAGGCGCGUCCAAAAGCCUUGACUUUGAAUCAGAGAAGAACAAGAAGAAGAAGAAGAAAGGAAAGAAGGGCAAGGACAAGGACAAGCUCGAUGGCGAAUGGGCAGAGCGAUACCAUUUGGCCCUCGUCAGCCCGAGCAUCGUGCCAAAUUAUUUCCCAACGCUCCGAGUCUUCGAAUACAACAUCACUGGCCUCGAGGAUGCAGUGACUUGGGCCGACUACACCAAGAAGCUCCCAACCGUCCGACCAAAGAACGACGCGGACGAGGUCUCUGAGGUAGAGCUGGAGCUUCGUGAUUUGAACGAUGACGUUGAAGCGGAGAAGAAGAAGAAGAAGAAGCACAAGGGCGACAAGAACAAGAAGAAAAAGAAGAAGAAGGGGAAGAAGCCCAAGGAUCCCAAUUUGGUCGUUCCUGAACCCCCUUCAAAAUCGUCACCCCCCGGACCGGCCUACUCACCACAACCGCUUACCCUCACUGGCUACAAGCAGUACUAUGCGAACCUAACCUACAUCAACAACGACAUUGCUCCCCAGUCUGAGGACCUUGAUGCCGAGAAGUGGCGCAAGGGCAAGCACGGAAACAAGAUGCCGAAGAGUAAGAAACCGAAGCCUCGGGAAUUUCAGUUUGAUAUCGAGUACACGACGUAUGAUGACAAAUUGUACAACCUGACCGACUUGACCGUCAAGAGCUUUGUUGAGCUGGCUUACCGGAUGGGCAAGACCGCCAAGGCUAAGACUGCCGAGCUAUUGCUGCCUGGUGGCGAUAUUGUCGAUGACUUGGACGAUUUCGUUGUUGAAGAGCCCGAGGAUGGCGACCUAGACGAGUUCGAGCAAGACUUGUCCGAAACGGACGAUGAUUCUGACACAGAUGAUUCUGAAGCCGACGAUGUAGAAGCCGAGAAGAAGAACAAGAAGAAGAAGGGUAAGAAAGACAAGAAGAAGAAGAAGAAGAAGGCAAAGAAGCUGAACAAGACCUGGCUUCACUUUCUGAGGCACGCAUUCGUCAGCACUGUGGAGGAUGGGGAGCUGAAAGAGAAAUUCUCUUAG
Diaporthe amygdali is the source of this 2232-nucleotide messenger RNA. RefSeq lists its product as uncharacterized. Gene Ontology annotation, molecular function: endopolyphosphatase activity; exopolyphosphatase activity. Gene Ontology annotation, cellular component: fungal-type vacuole; membrane. Lineage: Eukaryota; Fungi; Ascomycota; Sordariomycetes; Diaporthales; Diaporthaceae. The coding region runs from base 1 to 2232 and encodes 743 amino acids. Gene Ontology annotation, biological process: polyphosphate catabolic process. The transcript has 2 exons. The record is from RefSeq and is a predicted model, not a curated record.